CCUCUUCGGUUAGAAACUGUAGUGGCACAGAUACAAUGAUGAGUCAUAUAUCUAUCUCUAUGGUGUGAUAUGAUUUUCUAGUAGGGAACGAUUUAGAGUUUGCACUUCCAGGUGUCAGCUUGUGUUUACAUCAUUUUGCAAUGAGUUUUGAGUGGCCCUGGCAAUAUAAUUUUCCUCCGUUUUUUACGUUACAGCCCAAUGUUGACACCAGACAGAAACAGUUAGCAGCUUGGUGCUCCCUCGCACUGUCCUACUGCCGCCAUCACAAGCUCUACACUCUGGACAUCAUGGAAGCCCAAGAGAGCCCUGUGUUCAAUCACAAGAAUAUUGAUAGAAAACUAUCAAUGGAGGCCAUACUAAUUGUUUUUGAGGAAUUGAGGAAAAAAGGGAACCUGGAAUGGUUAGACAAGAACAAGACGCGGUGUCUAGUCAUGUGGAGGAGGCCAGAAGAAUGGGGGAAACUGAUUUACCAGUGGGUCUCUAAAAACGGUAUGGUCAAUACAGUGUUUACACUCUACGAGCUCGCCAACGGUGACGACACAGAAAGCGAAGAAUUCCAUGGGCUGGAAGACUGGAUGCUGAUUCGUUCGCUGCAGGCCCUGCAAAUGGACGGCAAGGCCGAGGUCAUCUCCAUGGACGACGGGAAGGGGGUCAAGUUCUUCUGAAGAGACAUUGCAUUGUGGGAUUGAACAAGUGCUCAACUCAGACUGGGAACCUUCAUCCUUAUUGGCUGUGAGAGUACUGCUUGCCUGGACCCAGAUCGGUUUGUGCUGUCCUGCCAACUCCCUGUGGUCAUUGGCAUGACAAAGGAGGUGCAAGACAGUGCAAACAGAUCUGGGACCAGGUUAAUGAGGGUUGCGCUGUUUAAAAGGCUAUUAUUUGCACCUCAGCACCCAAGCUACGUGGUUGAUGAUAAUAAUAGUCAUUAUUUGAUUUAGGUAGUUGCCUUAUUUGGUUCACCUAAGUUUAAAGCAUUUUCUUACUGGAAGGGAACUAAUCUCGCUAGUAAAUUCCAUCUGCAGGAGCAAUUUAGGAGGUGACUUUAUUUAGACUUCUGUGGUAGUCACCUGGGAUGUUUAAUGUGGGACUUUCCCCACAAUCGGUGUCUUUCCCUUACUAUUUUCUUCUGUUUUAUAUUUAUAACUUGUUUUUAUUCUUAACCUCCUGAUUAUUAACAAAUCUACUUGCAGCGAUUAGGUGUGGUUGUGGUAUGGACUUCUGCUGUAUUGCUGUUCUUCUUUACCUCCAAAAAUCCUCAAGAAAUCCCAGUCAAGACACCCUGGAGACAUUUGGGGAGUUUUAAAACCUCCCAGGAAGAGGACACACAUGGGAGUAUUAGAAUCCUGAUUUAGUUCAGCUGUAAUAAUGGUGCUGGAUGUCUAAUGUACAGACUGACUGCUGUAAACCCUUAGUACAUAACCUAUGACACUCCUGUACACUGUCUCUAUUCAUCCUUUUUUUUAACCAAUGGAAUCCUGUAAGAAAAUAAAUAGGAGAUAAAUGUUGUCCUACAGUUGUGAAUGAGGACAAUUCUGUACAUGUCAAGGUCUAAUUUUAGUUAUUACAAGUGGCAAUCAAUUUUGUAUAUUAAAUUAAUAGUUCAAUAGUGGUAACAUGUAUUACAGUAUGUCAGCUCUGGGGAUCUUGGAUUAAUUAAGUGCAUUAUAGUGCCCCCUAGUGUCAAAUAUGAAUACAGUUACACGUUUACUACAACUUUAUGAAUGAUCAAAUCAACUUUAUUUGUCACAUGCGCCAAAUACAACAAGUGUAGACUUUACCAUGAAAUGCAUACUUACAAGCCCUUAGCCAACAGUGGUAGUCACCUGGGAUGUUUAAUGUGGGACUUUCCCCACAAUCUGUGUCUUUCCCUUACUAUUUUCUUCUGUUUUGUAUUUAUAACUUGUUUUUAUUCUUAACCUCCUGAUUAUUAACAAAUCUACUUGCAGUGAUUAGGUGUGGUUGUGGUAUGGACUUCUGCCGUAUUGCUGUACUUCUUUACCUCCAAAAAUCCUCAAGAAAUCCCAGUCAAGACACCCUGGAGACAUUUGGGGAGUUUUAAAGCCUUCCAGGAAGAGGACACACAUAGGAGUAUUAGAAUCCUGAUUUAGUUCAGCUGUAAUAAUGGUGCUGGAUGUCUCAUGUACAGACUGACUGCUGUAAACCCUUAGUACAUAACCUAUGACACUCCUGUACACUGUCUCUGUAUUCAUCCUUUUUUUUAACCAAUGGAAUCCUGUAAGAAAAUAAAUAGGAGAGAAAUGUUGUCCUACA
Molecule: messenger RNA, 2271 nt
Organism: Oncorhynchus gorbuscha (pink salmon)
Lineage: Eukaryota; Metazoa; Chordata; Actinopteri; Salmoniformes; Salmonidae
Gene: vps25
Product: vacuolar protein sorting 25 homolog
Exons: 6
Coding region: 141-665 (174 amino acids)
Biological process (GO): protein transport to vacuole involved in ubiquitin-dependent protein catabolic process via the multivesicular body sorting pathway
Cellular component (GO): ESCRT II complex
Molecular function (GO): protein homodimerization activity; structural molecule activity
Source: RefSeq, a predicted model, not a curated record